AUGGAUGUACAGCGCCAAACCUCCGCCUUUGGACUUGUCUGGUCUGAAGCUACAGUCCUGUCGGCUCGGAACAAAGAGCGGCCUGCUAGCUCCACCGCCGCGUCGGGGAUGUUGUUGUCCAGCCAGGUCUCGGUGAAAAUCGCCACACAGCUGUCCAUCCGAUGUGAGACAAUCCUCAGUCGAAUUUCGUCCAGUUUGUUCGCGACUGACCUGACGAGGAGGAUACUGGGCAGAGUCAUCACCACUGCAGCUCCACCAGCAGCCUCAAAGUGCACUCUUCUAAACAGCUUCCAGCCAGGAUUUGUGGUCCAGGGUGAUUAUGUCAUAGGUGGGAUUUUCCCCAUUCAUUAUAAUGUGAAAAUGCCAGACCUUAACGGCACCUACAGACCACCACCAAUAAAUUGCAAUGGAUUUGAUCCCAGGGCUUUCCGGUGGGCUCAGACUAUGAGACUGGCAGUGGAGGAGAUAAACCAGAAUCCAGUGCUGUUGCCGAAUCACACUCUGGGCUACAAAAUCUAUGAUUCAUGUGCAUAUCCACUGACAGGACAGAGAGCUGUUUUAUCGAUGCUGAAUGGGGUGAGUGAGGAAAACUCUUCUAUGUGCACAAAUGCCUCAUCAAUCCUCGCUGUGAUUGGGGCUUCUGGAUCUGCUCAGUCUAUUAUUGUGUCAAGAAUCCUGCAGCCAUUCAAGAUCCCCAUGAUCAUCUACUUUUCUUCGUCUGCAUGUUUGUCAGACAGAAAAAACCAUCCAACCUUCUUCAGAGUACUUCCCAGUGAUAACUACCAGGUGAAAGCCAUUGCACGGCUGCUGGUGCACUUUAACUGGACUUGGGUGGGGCUGCUACAAGAAGACAGUGAUUAUGGCCGUUUACCAGCAAAAGGUUUACUAAGAGAAUUACAGAAAACCAAAGUAUGUGUAGCGUACCAAGAAAUGAUUCCUCUGCUCUACACUCACCAGGCGGGACUAAGGAUAAUGAAGGUGAUGCAACGCUCUAAUGCAAAAGUGGUGGUGGUAUUUGCUGGUGAGGGGGCGAUGACACCUUUCUUGAGAGACUACAUGACUCAGAACAUCACUGGAAUCCAGUGGGUGGUGAGUGAAGCCUUGGUCACAGCAUCAGUCUUCUCAGGGAGAGAGUAUUACCCUUACGUGGGAGGAACCAUUGGGUUUGGCGUCAGAAAAGGUCAUAUCUCCAGACUGGGUGACUUCCUGCAGACAGUAAACCCUAAGAGAUAUCCUGACAAUGUCCUGAUGCCGCCCUGCUCAGGGCAGGAGACUCUGCUUGAACAGCAUUCAGCCUACAUGAAUACAUCCAGCCCUAGAGUUGCCUAUAAUGUAUAUAAGGCUGCAUAUGCCAUUGCUCAUUCCCUGCACAACCUCCUUCUCUGUCAGCCGGGCAGGGGGCCUUUCCAGAAUAACUCAUGUGCUCAGAGCAACAACAUACACCCUUGGCAGCUGCAACAUUACCUCCAGGAAGUGAACUUUCAGAUUGCUGGUGAGAUGGUGAACUUUGAUGCCAAGGGCAACUCUGCACCCUAUUAUGAUAUUAUCAGCUGGCAGAGAGGCCCACAAGGAAACAUUGAAUUUGUCAAUGUGGGUUUGUUUGAUGGAACCAAGGCUGUUGGAGAGGAGCUGUUGAUCCAGGAGGACGGGAUAAUGUGGGCAGGACAUCAGAUAUCUGUUUGCAGUGCCAGUUGUCUUCCAGGCUUCCGGAAGGCUGUCCGUCGUGGGGAGCCUAUCUGCUGCUUUGACUGUGUGCCAUGUGACAGUGGCAAAAUUAACAAUCAAACAAUAGAUUGUAAAAUUUGUCCUGAGGACUUCUGGUCAAACAACAACAGAACAGCCUGCAUCUCCAAGAAAGUGGAGUACUUGACCUUUGAUUCAUUGGGAAUAGCCCUGACAGUGAUGUCUGUGGUGGGCGCCUGCUUCACUCUGGCUGUCUGUGGAGUCUUCUUCUGUCACAGACACACAGCCAUCGUCCGUGUCAAUAACUCUGAGCUCAGUUUCUUCAUACUGUUUGCACUGACUCUGUGUUUCCUGUGUUCUCUGCUUUUCAUUGGAAAGCCAACAUAUUGGUCUUGCAUGCUGCGCCACACUGCCUUUAGCAUCACAUUUUCACUGUGUAUUUCCUGCAUCCUGGGGAAGACCCUGGUGGUACUGGCUGCAUUCACUGCCACCAGGCCAGGGCACAACAUCAUGAAGUGGCUGGGGCCUAAGCAGCAGAGGACCAUCAUCUCCAGCUGCACUCUGGUUCAGGUGCUUAUCUGUGCUGCCUGGCUCUUUGAUGCUCCCCCAUUUCCAUCCAGAAAUACACAAUAUGAACAUUCAAAGAUCAUACUGGAGUGUAGUGUGGGCUCUAGCCUGGCAUUCUGGUGCGUUCUUGGAUAUAUUGGUCUCCAGGCCUGUCUGUGCUUUGUAUUGGCUUUUCUGGCCCGAAAGUUGCCGGGGAACUUCAACGAGGCCAAGUUCAUCACAUUCAGCAUGCUGAUCUUCUGUGCUGUGUGGCUAGCAUUCAUCCCUGCUUAUAUCAGCUCCCCUGGAAAUUAUGCAGAUGCAGUUGAGUCAUUUGCCAUCUUGGCCUCCAGCUUUGGCUUAUUGUUCUGCCUGUUUGCUCCAAAGAGUUACAUUAUUUUACUGAAGCCUGAAAAGAAUACAAAACAGCAUUUGAUGGGGAAAGAAAAGAAAUGAUGAAACACAAAUAAACUCAAAGCUAUUGAAUCAGUAGCAAAUGGACU
Messenger RNA from Solea solea (common sole), 2732 nucleotides. RefSeq names its product extracellular calcium-sensing receptor-like. NCBI's taxonomy places the organism in Eukaryota, Metazoa, Chordata, Actinopteri, Pleuronectiformes, Soleidae. The transcript has 10 exons. The coding region runs from base 1 to 2685 and encodes 894 amino acids. Gene Ontology annotation, biological process: G protein-coupled receptor signaling pathway. Gene Ontology annotation, cellular component: membrane. Gene Ontology annotation, molecular function: G protein-coupled receptor activity. The record is from RefSeq and is a predicted model, not a curated record.